Messenger RNA from Photinus pyralis (common eastern firefly), 1181 nucleotides. RefSeq names its product folliculin (gene BHD). Lineage: Eukaryota; Metazoa; Arthropoda; Insecta; Coleoptera; Lampyridae. Gene Ontology annotation, biological process: negative regulation of transcription by RNA polymerase II; positive regulation of TORC1 signaling; positive regulation of transforming growth factor beta receptor signaling pathway. Gene Ontology annotation, molecular function: GTPase activator activity. The record is from RefSeq and is a predicted model, not a curated record. The transcript has 2 exons. Gene Ontology annotation, cellular component: cytosol. Bases 25 to 1176 code for a protein of 383 amino acids.
UUGAAAUAAAUUAGACAAUUAAUUAUGGACGGUAUAUUAGCUUUGUGCCAUUUUUGCGAAACACACGGCCCUUGUGUGAUACUCUGCACCCAAAGAAGUAAGGGCGAACCUCUACAGACACCUCACACCCUUACGGUUACCUGGUGCGAAGCAUGCCAAUCGAUAGAUCUUAGUCAAGCCCUGGUCAGCAGAGACGACAAAACAACUUACGUAACGACACGAACUCCCCAACAGCAAGAUCUCGCGUUUUUAUUAAAACAGGCAGCCGUGCGCAGCUUAAGCUGUGAGGAGGAGACCAGUAAAGAAGGAGGUACAUUAUACUUUGGUGACAAUGAGAGAGGUCACGUCAUCAGUCACACGUUUACCUUAAGAGACUCGUUAGCCAGAGGAUUUUAUAGAAAGUACAGUAUAAUUAUGUUAAUGAAAGACAAAAUUCACCUCCUCAACUCCUGGCCAAUGCUAGUGAAGAACAUGAAGGAGGUCGUGAAGGAGUUACAAACACAAGCCGACGCAGUAAAUGGCGAGGAGCAAGCGCAACGUCCCCAACGUGCGUUGAGACAGGCACAGGGAUUAUCGAGGAAUUCGGCGAGAUCUUUGUCACAAUUAACUGGGCGACCUGCAGUCUUUGGUCAUAUUCACUUGUGGUUCACGUGGAUGUUGAGCUGUGAGACCGUGGUUGAGAAACCGAGCGUAGGUCUACCGUUGCCUCCAUUUCGUUCGCCUUCCGUUCUUCGGAAGUUAGCAAUGGAAUGGGAGGAGAGUGUAUUUCACGUGGCAUGCUUCUGCACUGUGACCGGUUACCGAAUGGAAAUUGACAAUUCUCUUGUUGAGGACGGUUUCAAAAUUUUACUGCCGGUUAAUUUUACACCACUACAUAGUGCACCUGUUUGUCGUUUAAGAAACGAUGGUGCAUGGGUGGCUGAAUGGUCAGGUCAGCUUCCUCCGCGAAUGCCCACCUUAGUGGUUGUAGCUGAAAAGGGCCUAAAAAAUGAACAGUUGCCGGACAGUGCUCUUGUACCUUACAUAAAUGGAAUAGUUUUGAAGUGGUUGCAUAUUGCACAAUCGAUACAUUGGAGUAAAGGCACCAACCCUCAGUUACUCCAAGCCUUAGGUGUACAAAGUCACGAUAUGCCCCUAAUAAAUUAUUGGCUGACACAAUUAUCCUUAAAUAAAUAGUUUAA